Molecule: messenger RNA, 2658 nt
Organism: Bolinopsis microptera
Lineage: Eukaryota; Metazoa; Ctenophora; Tentaculata; Lobata; Bolinopsidae
Exons: 8
Coding region: 59-1654 (531 amino acids)
Source: RefSeq, a predicted model, not a curated record
AAUCAAAACAGUAAGUGUAACGACUAUCGAUAGUGCUGCACAUCUAUUUUUAUUAAAGAUGAAGAUCUUGAUCUUGGUUCUGUUCGUGUUCGGUGGUACUCUAGCGGAACAGUAUUGCUUUCCUGAAACUUCAACUACGUUUUUACAGGAAUCAUUUCAGUACCAUUUUACGAAGGAUGCUAGCAGCUUGUAUGAUAUUAUGAAGGAAGUGGCUGCUCUUCCGGAUAGCUCAGUUAUGACGGAUGACUCAUCUGCAGCUUUCGGCAACAAAUUCAAAAUCGCAUAUGACUUGUCUGUUGCGGCGCUGACACUCAAGAUUGGAGAAGGACGUAUGAAGGGCAAGACUAGCCACGAAGUAUCCACUUUUAGUACUGAAAAUGGAUAUGAUGUUAAAACUGUACGCAUGGUAGCUAUGUUCACGGAUUCGCAUGAGUAUCAGAUGAACAUAAUCUUUUUUGAUCCGGAAGUCCUGACGGAAGCUACCACCACAAUGUCUUAUACGUAUCCAGUAGACGGAGACAACGCUAAGGGCACGAUGAACGAUUGGUACGUGACGUACACCUUCGACGAGGACGGUCAGUUGGAAGUUUAUCUGAGCGACAGGAAAGAUGGUCUCCUGGCAGAAGAUAGCAAACUAAAGACGACUGACAAAUUUCCCAGUAACGCAUGGAUGUUCUUGAAGACGCAAUUAGAGGACAAUUAUGAUGGAGUGUUCCUGGAGUUGUCUAUGGGCCCGGAUCAUCCAGAUGGCGUAAUCACAUUUCAAUACCCCAUCCCCGGAGACUCUAUUACAACCAGUGACAUCGAAAUUGUCGUGAUGGGAGAAGCUGGAUUCGGUUAUAUCCUGCAACGGGAAAGCUACCCCGGUAGCGCUGCGGUGAUGAUAAAUGGUUAUUCAUUCCCGGAAUGCGUAAACACAGCCAACUACAAGUAUACGGAUCUCGUGCAGAGUGAAAAUCCCUACUGUCCUCAACCCAACACCGUCAGAGAGGUUAAAAGUAAAAUGCCUUACGGUAAAUAUCAUACUAAAGAGACGUGUCAAAGCGAUAGAUAUAGCUGUUGGGAUGAUACUCAUAGCACCUGUUAUGCAAAACAAAAUUUAGUUUGUAGUGUGUCGGAAGCUGAUGCGAUUGUAAUGACUACCGAUGAGCACAUAGAUGUGCACGUGGACAACUUUGGACCGUUUGUCGAAAUGGAACUGUCGGAGGGGGAUCUUGACAAAGUUAUCUUCUUGGGGGAAAGACUUGACUUUAUCUGUAAAGACAAAAAUGAUGGAGCCGAGUAUGUGUUCGAGUACGACCCGGAAAACUUCAAUGAUGAGUCUCAGUUUGGAUACGACACCAUCAGUUUCAGCUGCGUCAACGAUUACGCUAAAUUAUACACCGACUUCAAGGCUAUCUUUGAUGCCUUGAAAUGUGUCCCUAAAGCUAAGCCAGAAGAUGAGCCAGAAGAUGAGCCAGAAGAUGAGCCAGAAGAUGAGCCAGAAGAUGAACCAGAAGAUGAGCCAGAAGAUGAGCCAGAAGAUGAGCCAGAAGAUAAGCCAGAAGAUUCGCCAGAAGAUUCGCCAGAAGAUUCGCCAGAAGAUUCGCAAGCUGCUAUCCUUACUAGCAGCUCAGCCAUCAUAAUUUUUCUCCUGGUAGUAGCAUUCUUUUAGAAUUUUCUAUCAAGUGACUUAUUCGAUGAUCGCAGAAUUGAAUAGAUAUUACAAAAGGACACGAACCUGACUCAAUUAGAUCUAGAGCACAAAAACUGUUAUUAUUAUUAAGGCUUUAUUAGUGAUACAGUUUUGUACAGUUCUAGGUCUUAGAAAGGGGUAGUUCGCAUAUUACGUAAUCACUUAUUGGCCCAUUUUCAACCCCCAUUUUCAACCCCAACAAUCCCCCUCCGUAUAAUCAGUUUUACAUAUAGCUAUUAGUAUUGUGUCAAAUAAUUACACUAUCGUAAUCAUUUUAUGUUUUUUUUAAUUCCCACCCCGGUCUCGGUUCAUUACAUAAGAUUAAUAAUAAUAUGUAAACGACCCCUAAUGUAGUUUUGUAAGAAGUUAAAUUUGAAUUGUUAUAUCAAUAUCAAUUUCGAUUAAAUAAACAAGCGUGCUAAAUUAUUAUCUGCAAUCUGGCACGCCAGUCCGGCCCUGUGCGCAGCGACCUUUGCUUUUCAACUUUUCAAGCUUCCUGAACAGCCCAACAAAAGUUACUGGCUGGUAGUGGUAUUAGAGUUGGUUUAAUUUAAAGAGACGGCUUGACCUGAUGACCUCGCGCGCGACAUUAAGCAUGAUUUGCACGCGUGGCCCAUUCCAAUUUUCAAGAAGCUAGCACGUGACACAAUUCAGCCAAUUAGAGUACAGGAAUCCGCAAAGUUAAAGUUGCAAACUUUUGAUCGGCCCAAAAUGGGACUUUUCUGGAGAUUUUGAGAUAACUCAACAACUACGUUGUCCUAAAUUUUCCUCUUGGGGAGGUAACGUUACUUGUUACUUUUACAAGACGAACAUGUUACAAACAACCGGAAGUCUCUAACUCUUUCACUUUCAAAGUUAGGCUCCAUCGAUCCAGUAAGGGUUUCUGGGAGGACUAGCAUUUUAGAUUUACGUCAGAGAAGCGAGCAAUAGAACAUUUGUUUUUAGUAUUUAUAGCAGAAUCAUUUGCAAUUUGAAAAUUUUUU